This is a messenger RNA of Macrosteles quadrilineatus (aster leafhopper), 4185 nucleotides long. Its product is annotated as formylglycine-generating enzyme. Lineage: Eukaryota; Metazoa; Arthropoda; Insecta; Hemiptera; Cicadellidae. Bases 405 to 1508 code for a protein of 367 amino acids. The record is from RefSeq and is a predicted model, not a curated record. Gene Ontology annotation, cellular component: endoplasmic reticulum. The transcript is spliced from 4 exons.
CAGACUAUUUAGUGAGAGUGAUUAGGUUUAGGUUAGUUAGUGAAAUUUUCUCUAAAUUUAGAUAACCCAUUAAUUGUGUUGAUUCCAAUUUCGUAAGUCACAAAUGUAACUAGGCCUAAGCCCAGGUCUCUCCACUUUUUAUUUUCGACUUUUAGUCUAUAAAGAUAAAAUGCUUAAUUUCUUUCAACCCUAACCUCACAUAAUAUUCUAUGUGUUUUGGUUGUUUCAAUUGUAUUGUUGCUUAACUUAUACAUUGAUGGAAUGGAAACUGGAAAGGUUAUGUUUAUCUUUAUCAUUUUAUGAAGAGUAGGUAAUCUGUUUGAACCAUUGACUAUUGAACUGCUUUAAAACUAGCCUAUUUUCACAUUUUCUUAGCGCUGUUUUAAUAGUUCCAAGUUGUGAAAAUGAAAAUGAUCAUCCCAACCGAGUGUGGGAAUUUGUACUCAAUAAUUUUAAUUUUAUGCUUUGGAAAUGUCUAUGUUCAAUCUGGUGAAAACAUUGGUUGCGGUUGUAGUGUAACAAACCGAGAAUUUGUAAAGCAGCCCUUAUAUGACACAUUCAUAAAACUUGUUGAAUACGGGAGACCUCAUGAAAAAAUAUGUCCAUCUGUAAAGUUGUUGUCUUCACCGAGAUACAAAAAUAUGGCUUUCAUAACAGGAGGGAAAUAUAUGAUGGGAACAAAUGACCCAAUUAUUAAAAUGGAUGGCGAGUCACCAGAAAGAAAGGUCAUGGUGAACGAUUUUUUCAUGGACAUUUAUGAAGUAAGCAACAGUGAUUUUAAAGAAUUUGUUGAUAGUACUGGCUACACAACUGAAGCAGAAUCUUUUGGUAACUCAUUUGUGUUUGAAAUUUUAAUAAGUGAGGAAACCAAAGCAAAGAUUAAACAAGCUGUGGCAGCAGCACCUUGGUGGCUACCAGUGGACGGAGCUGACUGGAAACAUCCUGAGGGGCCGGACUCAAAUGUUGACAGUAGAAUGGAUCACCCAGUGGUUCACGUGUCAUGGAAUGAUGCUGUAGCCUACUGCAAGUGGGCUGGUAAACGGUUGCCUACAGAGGCGGAGUGGGAAUAUGCUUGCCGCAGUAACUUACACAGGAGACGCUACCCAUGGGGCAACAGUGUCUUACCUAAAGGAGAGCACAGAAUGAACAUCUGGCAAGGGGAGUUCCCCCACAACAACACAGCAGAGGAUGGUUUUGUAUCAACUGCUCCGGUUCAUCAGUUCCCCAACUCCAGUUUGGGGCUGCACAACAUGGUGGGGAACGUGUGGGAAUGGGUUAGUGACUGGUGGACUACCAAACACAAACCAUCAUACCAAGUCAACCCAACAGGACCAAAAUCAGGGGUGGACAAAGUAAAGAAAGGUGGGUCCUAUCUUUGCCACCGUUCAUACUGUUUCCGCCACCGUUGUGCGGCAAGAUCACAGAACACUCCAGAUAGUUCUGCAGGGAACCUUGGCUUCCGAUGUGUGGCCGAGCCCGACAAGUUCAAUCUCGACCAAGGAACAUGACAAAGGCGUCAGGUUGUUUUGUAUGUAAAUGAAUAAUGUUCACUUAUACCUAUGACAUUGUUAUAUUAAAAAUUGUAUAUAAGACUAAGUUACCACCAAUAUUCUUUUUAGGAGUGGUUUGUGAAUUUAAUAAUGAAUUUUGUACUUUAAAACUUUUACUAUGAGACUGAACUUUUUACAUUCCUCAUGGCUAAUUCUUUUGUAUUUGGGGAAUAUUUUUGAAAAAGAAAAUUACUAGCAGUGGUAAUAAGAAAAAAAUAUGUGUUUACCACUCUGAACACAGGAGCUCAGUAGAGGCAUCCUACCAUUGACUAUAAAUACUAUCAAUGGUAUAUCUAUAGGCCUACUAUUAACCAACGAUCUUGGGCUGAUAAGCUACGGUAUAGGAUUGCUGACCUGAGAGCAUUGCCUGUGUAUACUGCAACUGUAAUGACAAUUUAUUUACAAUGUUUAGAUCAAGACUGACUAGCAAGUAAAUCAGAAUCCAUUGUCCUACUUCUGGAUAUUGAUAGAAAGUAUUUCACAACCACAGACACAGUCAACAAUUUUCAUUAAAAUUGUUAAUUCAAUAUUAUGGUUGAUGUUUUUGUGUUAGGUUAUUACAAGGAUUUUGUAAGGCAGUGAUAUACUUUCUACCGGCUAGCAGGCAUUUGAGGUUUUGUUUUAAAUAAAUAAAAAAACUUAAAAUUCAUCUACCAGGGUAGCUUUUAACACUAGGCACUUUUAUAAUUCUUUUGAGAGUUGCAUUUACUGGAGUAAAAAAGGAUUCCAAAUCCUAUGAUUUGAUUAGUGGCAAAAAAGGGAAAAAAGUUGAAUGAAGGUUGGAACAUAAAAUUUAUAUUUACCCUGAUAUCCUCAUAUAAUUGCUUUACGAUGAGCCUUGUUGUGUUGUAUUGUUUAGAAGUCAGAAGGUGUGUGAAUCUUAACAGAGGUGUGAAUAAUAAUUUGUAAAGUUAUAAUGAAUUUAUUUAUGUAUAAGUAAGUUAACAUAAAAAAUAGUGCUCAUAGAUUUAAAAUUGUCUUUAUUUUCAUCUAUUUUGUUUACUUAAAACACUGUAACAUAUAGAAUAUUACCGAUGCAACUUUGGUCCAAACGUAUUGACAAUGCACUAGUGAAAUAAAAAUGUAUACAGGAUUUUGCAAUAUUUACUAUUGUUUUUAAACUCCCUAUGAACAAAGCCAAAAUAUAUCAUCACUAGGGCGUAGCGUGACUCUUUUUACCGGAGCUCAAGUAAUGCGAUCGAGGUUGGAAAAUGGGCUAAGAAUUGAAAAGACACUUUGUGUGCGUGUAAUGUACUACCUACCUUUAUAUACUUUUUGUCACAUUACUCCAUUAUUUAAGCAUACAAAUGUACAAAAGAAAUUAGUUUUCAUGUAAAGAUAACCUCCUUAAACGACUUCCAGCUUGUUUUCAAGCUUACCAAUUAAUGCAAACAAGCAGUGGUUUAGUAAAUGAUUAAUUUAUUACGAUUGUGUUAGAGUAGGCUACAUUAUACUAUAGAUAUGUCGAUUGACAAGAAUUCCAUAACAAGCUACAACCUUGAAUUAAUCAAUACAUAAUUUUGAUACAUGUGAUUGCUUACAAUUGAGUUUAUAACAGCUGACAUUUACUGCCUAGGGACUAAAAGGGCUUUUUACUCUCUAUGGAGUAAAAAGAACUACUUUUGACCCGCGGUAUUGAUUAAAAAUGGCAGUUUUUGUUGCAGUGUGACUAAAAGAUGAUUUUUAUAAUUUAAUUCAGAGUGAUAUAGAAAAGUUUUUUUGGUAGGGCCUUUGUUCAGAUUCCUGUAUGCAAUAGUUAUUUGUGUAACUAGUGGGCGAAGUGGCAUUUUGCUGCACACGAGAGAAAUGUUUAUGCACAAGCUGUAGGCAAGUGUGGAAAGUUUUUCGAGUGCAGUAAAGGCAGUUUGCACUCGUGUUGGACAUUAUAUUUUUCCUACUGUUACUACAAAUCAUAUAAAUAAUUAGUCUUUCAAACACUGUACAACACGCUUUUAGGUUAGGUUAAAUCCAAACAUUGAACGAAGUGGGAAACGUUGCACCAGCUGAUCGUAGUUGUAAUAUCUUUAAGUGUUGCCAACUUAUUUUCAAGCGUACAUGAAUUACGUGCAUAAUAUAAGCACACUGUUUUGUAUUGUUUGGUUGGAAUACUGGUGUGCGCCAAAGUUUGGCUUUCUGUACUAUAAUCUGUGCAAGGAAGCCCACUUUGUCGGGUGACUGUAGGGAAAAAGAUUUAGUUGGUAUAUUUCCAUGUAAUGAGAGGUUCUUGACAUCAGAAAAAAUUAAAUUUGGUCAAGAGGAUAUCUCAUUAGAUUAAUCUUAUUCCCAAGUUUGCUUUUAAAAAAUAUUGUAAAUGUAAAAAGUAAAUGCCAGUUUCAGUCAUGUGUUACAAACUAAGUUACCUUUACGUACAACUUUUAAUGGAGGGGUUUCUUCAUAUCCUUUGUCCAAUUCACUCUAACAAUAGUAAUAUUUUUGUAUUGUUGUGUGACAAAUGCUUUGGUGAAUGGUAUAUUGGUACAUCACUUUAAGUUAUAUACCAUAGUCGUAGGUACAUAAUGUUAAAGUUAAAAUAAAACCUUGAAAGAAUAUUGUACUUAUAUAUUUAUUUAAUUUUAUCAGUAUUAUUAAUCUAAGGCUAUGUAUGGAUUGAAAAAUAAAAUAAAAUAAAACACGA